AUGUGUAAUGGCAAGGAAGAACUGCUACGAAAUAAACGGGUAUUAAAAGUUGCACAAAUAUAUUUCAAUGAUUUCAAAGAUAUCAUCCAUGAUGCUGGGCUGAUAACUUAUCAAUUGAGCAAAACAUUGAUCCAGUCAUGGAUCACGAAAAUCACCCGGUUUCCCAAAAAUGUUGUCGAAUUGUCCGUUGAGGAAUUUAAAUAUUUCUUCGAUUUUGGAUCAGUACCGGAUGAUUUUGACUAUUCUUUUUUGAUGAUGUAA
Messenger RNA from Cercopithifilaria johnstoni, 261 nucleotides. The record is from the annotation of a GenBank genome assembly. NCBI's taxonomy places the organism in Eukaryota, Metazoa, Nematoda, Chromadorea, Rhabditida, Onchocercidae.